AUGGGUGCAGUCACCGAGCGGCUGCGUAACCGCAAGACCACCCACGUGGUGGAGGAUAUGCGCCCUGUUGAUGCCGAUCAACAGGGCCAAGCAAAUGAGUCUGACGAGGCGAUCCAAGAGUCUAAAGAGACUACCAAAGAUGCGACGAUCGGCGUUCAAAAGGCCGAGGCGGUAGCUCUUGUCUGGGGCAAGAAGGCGGUCUACAUGACCUAUGCAUGGAUCUGGGUGUGCUAUUUUAUGCUGUCGCUGCACGAAUACAUCGGCUCCAAUGUCCUUUACUACGCGUAUUCGAGCUUCGACCUGGCGCCGCAGGUCACAACAGCAGGAAUCCUGGCCAGCAUCGUAGGCGGCGUGCUGAAGCUGCCCAUUGGUAAAGUGUUGAGUCUUUGGGGCCGCGCUGAAGCCUUGAUGGUGUUUGUCGGUGUAUACGUGCUGGGGAUGAUCCUGUUGGCAGCCUGCAAUGGCCCCAACACGUAUGCGGCCGGGUACGUGUUUUACUGGGUUGGAUUCGAUGCCAUCUAUCUCAUCCUGGAGAUCUUUAUUGCCGAUACCGCAGGCCUGCGCAACCGGGCGUUUGCCUUUGCCUUCUCCACGACCCCAUACAUCUGUACGGCCUUCACCGGUUCUCUGGCCGCCGAGUCGUUCAUCAAGACCUCGGGAUGGCGCUGGGCAUACGGCGCCUUCUGCAUCAUUCAGCCCUUUGUCUUUGCGCCCCUGAUCAUUAUUUUCAAGUAUUAUGAGGCCAAGGCUCGUCGCCAGGGUAUCUUCGCCCAUCAGCCCAGCGGGCGAACUGUGCCGCAGUCCAUCAUCCACUAUCUCCAUGAGUUUGACAUCAUUGGCGCCCUUUUGCUUAUGGCUGCCUUUAUUCUCUUCCUCCUCCCCUUCAGCAUGGCCAGCUAUGGACGCACUGAAUACCACGACGCGACGUUCAUCGCGCAGGUCGUCGUCGGCUUCUGCCUGUUCUUCGUCUUCGCUGCCUGGGAGAAGUGGCUUGCCCGCACUCAUUUCAUCCCGUACAGCCUCCUCUUUGACCGGACCGUGCUGGGCGCCUGCUUGCUGGCGGCCUUCCUCUACUUCAGCUUCUAUCUGUGGGAUAGUUACUUCUAUUACUUCGUCAUGGUUGUCUAUAACCUCUCCGUUAAGGAUACUGGAUACGUGACGGCCACGUACACCAUCGGUUCCUGCUUCUGGUCCCCCAUUUUCGGUAUCUGGAUCCGCACCGUCAAGGAGUUCAAAUACUCCUGUCUCUUCUUCGCCGUGCCCCUGAUGCUGCUUGGUUCUGGCCUCAUGAUCCAUUUCCGCGGUGAUGGAGGCGGUGGCGAACUCGGAUAUGUCAUUAUGUGCCAGAUCUUCAUUGCCUUCGCAGGGGGCAUGCUGGUCAUUGGUGAGCAGAUGGCGGGAAUGUGUGCCGCUGACCGCGACCACAUCCCUAUUGUUCUGUGCAUUAUCAGUCUGUUCACUAGCAUUGGCGGCGCCAUCGGGUACGCUGUCUCUGCCGCCAUCUACGCCAACACUUUCCCUCACGCCCUGCGCAGCGCUCUCCCUGCCAGUGCUAAGGAUGACUGGGACGCCAUCUAUCUGGGCGGGUACACCACCCAGAUGACCUAUGCUCCGGGCACUGAGAUCCGUGAUGCCAUCAACUACGCCUGGGGCUACCAGCAGAAGUAUGGCGCCAUUGCCUCUACCUGCGUGCUUGUUCUUACCAUCCCGGCUGUUCUCAUGUGGCGCCACUACCGUGUCGAUCGCCUGCAAAACAAGGGUGUCACUUUGUAA
Penicilliopsis zonata CBS 506.65 is the source of this 1773-nucleotide messenger RNA. RefSeq lists its product as hypothetical. The transcript is spliced from 3 exons. Bases 1 to 1773 code for a protein of 590 amino acids. Gene Ontology annotation, biological process: transmembrane transport. NCBI's taxonomy places the organism in Eukaryota, Fungi, Ascomycota, Eurotiomycetes, Eurotiales, Aspergillaceae. Gene Ontology annotation, molecular function: transmembrane transporter activity. The record is from RefSeq and is a predicted model, not a curated record.